UUAGUGUGGGCAACACUUACCAGAAUAAAUGUAAUUUUUUUAAACUGUCAAAUAACUUCUUGUUUUAAAUGAUAUUCAGUAUGAAAUGAGUUGACAAUAUGAGCACAUUUCAGAAUUCAGUGAAGGGUGCUUGAGUGGGCUUUGGGGGCAUAUAAGACGGGCAAAUAAUGCUGUUCUAAAUAUAACUCAGCUGAUUUAAAACCACACAAAUCCAAUGAAAUAUGUGCUGCUCUGGUGUCAUUAGAAAGGAUGCGCUUGAAUUGAAAUGUCCAGUGAGGUUUCUCUGAGGUCUCCAUCAUCCGGUCCAGCGUCAUACAGAAAGAGAUGACGAAGUCCCUGCGGAGGUGUGGGUGGGGGGACGAGAGGGGCGAGGGGAGAUAAAGAGAAAGAGAGAUGGAGAAAGAAAGAGAACGACAGGGACAGACCUCAGACCUGAUUUCAGAAGUUACCAAAGACUCCAGACUCUGAGACCGGAGGACAAGAACAGCAGAGACGUGAAAUCAUCUCAGGGCCAUACGAAAUCCUCCAGAAGCUCCACAGGACAGAACAGAGAUCAGUAGGGAGAAUUAGAAAGACGUUCAAGCUCUUAGCGUUCAGUGGUGUGUGUUUUGUCCCGCUGCUGCCAUGAGCAGGGUGUUGAUUCUGUCGGUGCUCCUGCUGUCCCUGAGCUGGUGCAGAUGUGCCGUCAUCACAGGGGCAUGUGACAGGGAUGUGCAGUGUGGAGUUGGUCUGUGCUGUGCUGUGAGUCUGUGGCUCAGGGGUCUCCGGAUGUGCACACCACAGGGGCUGGAAGGAGACGAAUGCCACCCGUACAGCCACAAGGUUCCUUUCCCUGGUAAGAGACAACAUCACACUUGCCCCUGCCUUCCACAUCUGGUCUGCACCAGGUACAACGACAACAGAUAUCGCUGUACCAGUGACUUCAAAAACAUAGACUUUUAACACUGGAAACAUGUGAGAAAGAGACAGAUGAAGGUGCUGAAUACUUGAAAAGGAACAGCAGAAGAAGAUUCAUAACAAGUGCCAUAACAACUUUCUGGUCAGCUUCAUUUUUCACUCUCAUGCACUUUUGCACUACAAAAAUAAUACAUUAUCCAUCAUGGCACAAGGUCUGCCUCAGAAUCUCUGGUUUACCUUGGCAUCCACCACACUUGAUAGUAAAAAAGUUUCAUCACCUUUACAUGAGAACACAUGCAGACAGACAUCUUGUAAGGAAUGUGCUUAGGCGUGAAUUUUCUUCAGUAUGCUUUGAAUUUGUUGAAAGCUUUAUUAUGGUAAUUAAAAUUUUAUCAGUCUGAAUGGUCUUUGUGUUUUUCUCUUUUUUCUUAUAUAUAUAUCAUUGAUACUAUAUUUAACCAGUAAAGACAGCAAAAUAAUUGUAGAAAUUGCAUAAAAUGUUGUAAUAUUGUAAAAUUACAAAUUGAUUUUGCUAAUUUCUAUACAAAACAUUAAAAUAACAUAGUAAAAUAUUGAAAAUAAAAUUAAUGAUCAUGGUUUACCAUGCAUUAGGGUGUCAACACAACUGUUCAAACAAGCUUUAAUAAUCACAGUUUGAUUUUGAGAAUGGUGAUCAAUAUUCAAUUCGCAGGCUAUCUAAAACAUAUUUUACUUGAUGAAAACAACAGUCACAGUCAUUUUCUAUUUAAAGAUUUAUGAAGAAAAGAUGACUGCCCUUUUUUAAUUUCACUUCUGUUUAACAGUCCCUAACACUUCUGUAUGACCGGUGCAAUCAGAGUUUCAGUUCAGA
This is a messenger RNA of Carassius auratus (goldfish), 1747 nucleotides long. RefSeq names its product prokineticin-1-like. NCBI's taxonomy places the organism in Eukaryota, Metazoa, Chordata, Actinopteri, Cypriniformes, Cyprinidae. The transcript has 3 exons. The coding region runs from base 625 to 942 and encodes 105 amino acids. The record is from RefSeq and is a predicted model, not a curated record. Gene Ontology annotation, biological process: endothelial cell proliferation.